Molecule: messenger RNA, 1400 nt
Organism: Pectinophora gossypiella (pink bollworm)
Lineage: Eukaryota; Metazoa; Arthropoda; Insecta; Lepidoptera; Gelechiidae
Exons: 7
Coding region: 53-898 (281 amino acids)
Source: RefSeq, a predicted model, not a curated record
CCGUGCCGGUUCAAAUUCCGAUCACACAGAAAACUUGUUAUGUACUGAUACUAUGGAUUAUUCAAGCCAGUUCGUGUUCCUUAUACUGUGCUCGAAAUGUGUCGCGGUAAACAUAAAGAGAGUGGAGGUGCCACCUUUAGUAGAAGUGGGGACAGAGUCAGUAGUCCUGGACUGCGAUUUCGGGACAUCCUCAACCCCAGAGGCCGGUCUCGUGAUGAAAUGGUUCUUUAACGGAUCCUCAGGGUUAGUCUACCAGUGGAUACCGCCACUCCGCCCACAAGUCAUAGGCCUCUUGAAAGGAAAAGUUGACAUGAACUUUAGGAUAUCUGAGGAGCCGUUACAAGCUUACCGCGCGAUAAAGAUAUUGAAUCCGACGACGGAUCUCAGCGGGAACUAUACGUGUGUCGUGUCGACGUUCAUGGAGGAAGACCGACAAACGAGGCCAAUGCUAGUAUACAGUUCCGGGAAAAAGUUUCAUUUUUAUCAAGAAAAGAAGUACGUGUUUUUGGUGACUUUAAUAUGCACUGCAGAAGAUUUAUAUCCGAGGCCUGAAAUGUUCAUAUUGUCAAAAGGGCAGCCUCUAAAACAAGCUACAACAGAGAUCAAGAUGGACUCGUGGGGUCUAUACACAGUGAGUACCACCGCCGUGGUACACGACGAUGACGUCACCAGCCCGUGGGAGGAGUUCGUGUGCACCCUCAGCCUGCCUCCAGCCAACUACAGCACCAAUAGGACCACUAUCUACUAUCCUGGCCUGAUGCCAACAGCGUACAUAGCCGCUGUCGAAAUGGAAAAACAUCAAGAACGCCAGGCGAAUAAUAGAGGAACUCUCCCGUGUCAUACAUCACUCGUGCUUUACCUGCUAGUAAUUAUAACUUCGAUAUUUAAAUAUAUGUAACAUGCGUUGUUUUAUCAGAUAUAACUUUGAUUGUUAUUUUCCGACACUGAUUGCAUCACUGAUUGAUUGAAUCGAAAUUUACAUUAACAUUGCGUUAUAAUAAUUGUUUGUUUUUAAAAUGGGUUAUUUUUAUUUUCAUGUUUUUGAACAAAAUGAAAUAGGUAUUUAGAUGGCACAAAAUUAGCUAACUGCCUUCUUUCCUAAACACGUUUCAACUUCUCAUUACUGAGUUUUAUUUUCACUGGCUCAAAGUAAUUGCGAUGUCUUUUUGUAAAAGACAAAAUACAGCUAUUUGUAAUUUCCACGUUGUAAUUAAGUGUUAGUGUACAUAAUAACUUACAAAAGUGUUAAAUCUAAUUGGAGUUUUUCAAAAUCUGUGAUAAGUAAUGUAAAAUUAUUUUAUUCUGUAUUUUAUCUAGAUAAAAUCGUAACUUUGGUAAAUGAGGACCAAUAAUUGGUUCGAUUUGGUGUGCUAAAUACUAAAUGUGGUUUAUGUUUUGAA